GUGACCAUACAGGUUGCCCAGGAUCCUGAUAACAUGGGUGACCACAAUGUGAUUCUUGCAGUGGUUUCCUUACUAUCUGCCUGCCAACAAGGAUAUUAUGCCAGGCUUGUGGGGCGAUCUAGAAUGAAGUAUAAAAUCAUGCCCCCAUCAGUUACAGGGCCUCCAGAAUUCGAGAGGACAUUCCGUGCCCAACAGAAUUGUGUAGAAUUCUAUCCGAUCUUCCUGGUUGUUCUAUGGACUGCUGGCAUAUUUUCUUAUGAAGAGGUUGCAGCUGUUUUUGGAUUAGUGUACAUAUUUGCUCGUCACCUGUACUUUAAAGGCUAUGUUGAUAAUGCACAGGGCAGGCUUCCUGGAUUUUAUCUGUGCUUGGCUUCAUUGUUCCUGUUGCUUCUGCUUGCUACAGUCGGGAGUAUAAACGCUCUUUUAAAGAAGUAUUUGGACAUGAACUUUAUGAAGAAAAUAGAUAAUGUGUUUUAAAGUCCAUCUAUGAUGAAGAACAAGGUGUCAAAAGUGGUCUUUGACUGUGAUUUGGGGAUUAUGUCAGAAAUCAGAAUUUUUGGGGGAGGAGUUUUUUGAAUGUUUGGUGAAAAUUAUUAAA
Molecule: messenger RNA, 598 nt
Organism: Pelobates fuscus (common spadefoot toad)
Lineage: Eukaryota; Metazoa; Chordata; Amphibia; Anura; Pelobatidae
Product: microsomal glutathione S-transferase 2-like
Exons: 6
Coding region: 34-477 (147 amino acids)
Biological process (GO): leukotriene biosynthetic process
Cellular component (GO): endoplasmic reticulum; membrane; nuclear envelope
Molecular function (GO): leukotriene-C4 synthase activity; glutathione transferase activity; glutathione peroxidase activity
Source: RefSeq, a predicted model, not a curated record